Messenger RNA from Prorocentrum cordatum, 735 nucleotides. Lineage: Eukaryota; Dinophyceae; Prorocentrales; Prorocentraceae. The record is from the annotation of a GenBank genome assembly.
AAGCAGGUCAAGCGUGACCGCAUCAAGAAGACCAAUAAGCUCCUGAAGGUCUAUGAUGGAUCCUCCAUGGCCUCGGACCUGGCGAAGGUCAAGUCCCUCACCGAAGGGAAGGAGCGCUUGGGCAAGGAGCUCGACGCCGAGCGCCCCUUGGAGGAUCAGGUCACCUCCCUCACCACGAGGCUGCGGAACUCCCGUGCCAAGGCCAAGCGCCUUCGCGAGGAGCACGCUAAGAAGCAGCUGGUAAUCGACGAGCUGGUUGCCAAGCGGACGGUGCUCCAGCUGCUGCCGAAGUUCGCUGUCAACGUCCACCAGCUUUGCGAGUUGGCCGUAGAGCUCGGCUUGGACUCCAGUCUUCAGGCGGAGCUGGAGACGGCGGCCAAAGUCUCUGGGGGGCUCCAUGAGCUUCCCCAGCUGAAGCCGGCGGCGGCACAGGUCCUCGCUGAGGAAGCUGCCAGGGACGACAUGGAGAUCGACGUCGACCUCAUGGAGUCCGCCGAGCUGCGGGAGGCGUUGGAGGCGGCAGGACUCACGCAGCCUGACGACGCCACCGACGCGGACAUGCGGGUGGCGUACAAGCGUGUCCUCGACUCCUUCACGCAUGCGGCUACGGCGCACAAGAGGAGGAAGAAGGCUCGAUCAGCCCCUGAGGGCAGCGCCUACCAGCGCGGCUACACGAAUGGCACGUGCCAUGCACAGACCACUUCAUGUGAGCGCUAUGCGUCAGCCGGUUCUGAC